Messenger RNA from Scophthalmus maximus (turbot), 1789 nucleotides. RefSeq names its product crystallin, mu (gene crym). Gene Ontology annotation, biological process: thyroid hormone metabolic process. Gene Ontology annotation, molecular function: thyroid hormone binding. Gene Ontology annotation, cellular component: cytoplasm. Bases 16 to 1188 code for a protein of 390 amino acids. The transcript is spliced from 9 exons. Lineage: Eukaryota; Metazoa; Chordata; Actinopteri; Pleuronectiformes; Scophthalmidae. The record is from RefSeq and is a predicted model, not a curated record.
UAACGGCGCAAGCACAUGGACCUAGAAGGAAAAGCAAGCAGACACAUGAAUGCUGCUGCAGACCUGACCGUACCUGACACUCCAACUGGGAAGUCUGGGAAGUUCCGCAUCCAGUGGAAAUCAGGGGUUACAGGAAACCAACCCAAAACAGUAAGUCUGGAUCCGAUCACAUUUCAGUGCCUUGAGCUUUGCAACACAACCCGCUCCCACUCGCUCGUCGGACUCGCAGAGACUCAGGUCAUGACUGACCCUCCAGUUGUCAUAUGGGAAGACGAAGUCAGGCAGCUGCUGCAUUACCGAGCGCUGCUCCCUCGUCUGGAAGAGGCCCUGGGCAAAUUCUCCAGACGGGACAGCGCAGAGGUGAUCCAGCCUGUGCGCACCACAAUUACCCUGCAGAAACACCAUGGGUUCUUGGGACUGAUGCCUUCUUACAUGGAGAAUGAUGGAAUCCUGUGCACAAAGCUUGUGUGCUUCUACAACAGGGAGGCUGGUUCCACAUUGCCAGCCACUCAAGCGACAGUGCUGCUGCUGGAUUCAGAGUAUGGGAAUGUCAAGGCUGUGAUGGAUGGAGAUGCCAUCACCAAUAUGAGGACAGCAGCAGUCUCUGCAAUUUCAGCAAAGCUGCUGAUGCGUCCAGAGGCAGAGGUGUUGGCCAUCUUGGGGACUGGCAAUCAGGCCCUGAGUCAUUACAAUGUCUUCACUGAACUGUUCUCAUUUAAAGAGGUGCGUGUGUGGAGCCACACGAGAGAGGGAGCGGAGAGGUUCAGGAACUCUGUCAGCGGUCCUGUGACUGCAUGCGUCUCAGUGGAGGAGGCGGUGAGGGGAGCGGACGCCAUAGUGACAGUAACUAGGUGUACUGAGCCAGUGCUGUUUGGUCAGUGGGUCAAACCAGGAGCCCACGUGGCAGCGGUGGGAGCAUGUCGGCCAAACUGGCGGGAGCUGGACGACGUGUUGAUGAAGGAGGCCGUGGUGUACGUCGACAGCAGAGAGGGAGCGAUGGCCGAGUCCGGAGACGUCAUCCGCUCUGGGGCGGAGGUGUUUGCAGAGCUUGGAGAUGUUAUUAAUGGGACAAAACCUGCUCACAGAGGGAAGACGACUGUGUUCAAAUCCCUUGGAAUGGCCGUUGAAGAUGCAGUGUCUGCUAAGCUGGUAUUCGACCAAUGGAAAUCCAGAAACAGCCAUACAUGAAGUGGCCUAUUUCAGUCCUUUGGGUUUGACCCCUGCGUCACACGAGUUGUAUAUUUAAGUCUGAAUAGACUAGUUGAUCAAUAAUUUAGUCAAUCAACAGAAAACCAAUCACCUUUCCCACCACACCAUCCAGUAACCGUUCACAUUUUUCUAAGCAAUUCACCGUGGCCACAAUGACAAAGCUAACAUGCUUAUGAUUAACGGGUAUGAUGUUAACAUGUUCACCAGCUUAGUUCAGUUGGUUAUAAAGGUAUAUGCAAAUUUUAAACAUUGAUUUUUCCAUUUAGAGUAGAUUAAUGGCAUCCUCAGCUAAAUACGUAUAACCUUUUAUUUGUUAACAUUUUGUAAAUCAUUUGUUGCAAGCUUAAAUGUCAUUGCGCUUAACUGUUAUGAGUUUGGACAGAAGAUGGAGUUUUUUUCAAAGGAUUUAUUUGCUUAAAAAAAAAAAAUCAGCAUAUAACUAUAUGAAAAGUUUGCACUUCCUCUGUGCCAUUGAAACACUGAUACAAUGACUCCAGAUUUAGAGUGGUUAUGUAAUUAAAGCUACUAUACAAUUUGAUCACUGCUCGUUUCAAAAUUAAAUUCACCUGCUGAACAGUUA